AUGAUGGCAAACGAAAUAGAAAACCGGCAGAAGCUUCUGCGGGCUGUUAAAAAAGAGGUCAAACAGAUUAUGGAAGAAGCUGUGACCAGGAAGUUUGUCCAUGAGGAAAGUAGCAGUAUCACAUCACUUAGUGGUGCGGUGGAGGCUUGUUUGCUCCAUGGACUCAAAAAACGUGCUCUUGGCCUGUUUAAGCACAGUACCACUACUGCUCUCCUUCAGAAAGUCUCCAAGAACUUUGAGCCAGCAGCAAUCAUCCUGAAGCUCUUCUCUGAUGUGGAGUCCAGCAACGAUCCUAACAAAAAAAGUGUGGACAGUAACAAAAACCAGACCAAAAAGCCAUCCCAGUACAAUCCACGCUACCUCUGGAUCAGACUGGCGAUUUUUGAAAAACAGCUGGCAAAAAUACUUGACUAUCUAGUACAGAAUAACAGUAAAUAUUAUGAGGAAGAUGCCCUUAUUUCAGACCCGGUGGAUGGACCAAUAUUUGCUUCUUUACUGGUUGGGCCAUGUGCGUUGGACUACACAAAAAUGAAGACCCUUGAUCAUUACUGGACAGACCCUCCAGCUGAUGAACUUGUUCAAAGACAUAGAAUCCACUCCAGUACAAACCACCUGACAGCAGGACCUGGUUCACCAAAACGUCCAGGACUACAGGUAUUGACACCUAACCUGGAUGUGUUACAGGUCCGACGUAACACCAGUUCCAGCAGUGAGGAAAGCUCCAAGAGUUUCCAUCUAUCUGCCAAAGACUAUGUUGAGAGCCUCCAUCAGAACUCUAAAACUACACUUCUGUAUGGAAAAAACAAUGUCCUGGUGCAGCCUAAAGAAGAUGUGGAGGCAUUAGCUGGUUAUCUGUCUCUACACCAAUCUGCCAUGGGACUAACCAUCAUGUGGACACCCAACCAGCUAAUGAAUGGAUGCUGUGAGGAGGAAAGUGAUGAAAAAGACAGGAGUUUGUAUUGGGACUAUGCACUGACUGUUUACCUAGAUGAGAUUGUCUACAUCCAUUGUCACCAACAGCCUGACUGUGGUGGUACAAUAGUACUGGUGGGACAGGAUGGAGUACAGCGUCCACCUAUCCACUUCCCCAAGGGAGGUCACUUACUUGCAUUCCUGUCAUGCCUGGAAAAUGGCCUGCUCCCACAUGGCCAACUGGACCCACCUCUCUGGUCACAACGCGGUAAAGGGAAAGUUUUUCCCAAACUAAAACGGAAAGGCAGUCGUCUCUCUAACAUUUCACAAGAGGGCAGCACUAGUAGCUCCAGCACAGAAGAAGAUGAAGCCACUGACUAUGUCUUUCGUAUCAUCACUACAUUUAGACCUUCCAGCAUUCCUCCUGAGAUGAUGGAUCCAAAAGCUAAGAUAAAGGGAGAAAACUUUUCCUGGGCUAAUCGAAUCCCACGCCUGCCAAGCCCAUUGGCCCAGUCAUCAGUACAGGACUAUGCCAAAGCUCAAGAAGAACAGAACAACUCCUGUCUUUCCAAACAGGGUUCCAACCACAGAACCACAUUAAAACAACUUUGUGACACUAUGAAGAAACAAAUUAUCUCAAGAGCUUUCUAUGGGUGGCUAGCCCAUUGUCGCCACCUGAAGACAGUGAGAACACACUUGUCUGGCCUAGUUCUUGGUUCAUUAACUGGCACAGAUUCCGAUUACGACCUAUCAGCAGGACUGACAGAGGACCAGUGGAAGUUUCUCAACAAGGACAAUAUGGUGUCAGAUCCUCAAGAGGUUUAUCAUCAACUGGUGUACAACCUUCCAGGUAUGACAUGUAACCACUGUCAUGUUUAUUUACAGGUGUGGCCUUACCUGCUGGGACAUUACUCCUUCAGCAGCACACCAGAGGAGAGAGAAAAGGUUGACGAGGUCAUGCGUACAAUGUAUGAACGGACAAUGUCUGAAUGGUUAGCAAUAGAGGCCAUUGUUAAACAACGUGAUAAGGAAAUCAUGGCAGCUAAUCUGGCCAAAUUAUCCUCUCACAGCUCGGAUGGACCAAUACCGCUAGUACGUAAAGACUCUAGUCUUAGCAAUGAUGUGUUCGAAUCUCAACAAAGUUUUGAUGAAUGGGAUGACUUCUCACAUCCAGAGACAGUACCAGAGGAGAGUUCCGCCACAGGUACAACAUGUACGCCAACCCCAGACAGGAAACAGAGUAUGGAACUCCAUCUACAACAGGCAGAGGUCAUCGAAAAGAUGACACAAACAGAAAUAUUACUAGAGAAAAGAGACUAUGUGUGUACAUCAUUUUCUGACAGUCCAGAUGAUGGGCUUGGUGACUCUAUAGCUCGGCAGAGUUCACAAGAAAGGUCAAAAUUAGAUUCAGCAGGUGAUUCGGAAGGCACAGAUAUCUCCCGUGCUGACCGUGAGGGCAGUAUGGAGCGCCACAUCAUUGUAACAAAGAUGUCUUGCUCCAUGGACAGUACUGAAGCUGAUGAGGAGGAUGGUGGGGCAGAGUCAGAUGAUGAAGAAGAGGAUGAUGAUGACAACGAUGAUGAUGAUGACGAUGAUGACAGAGAUGGUCUUUCUAGUCAAAGACAUUCCUUAACAGUCGAAAACACAGGAAAGUCAUUUGAUGCUGAAAAUAUAGAUAACUUGAAACGUCUUUCUACAUCUCACGAAAGCUUGAUAUCACCAGCUUCUCCUGCCUCUAAUGGUGGAAUAUAUUCAGCUGAGUUGUUGGACAAUGUAGCACUAAAUCUGCACAGAAUAGACAAAGAUGUACAGAGGUGUGACCGAAACUACUGGUACUUCACUCCCGCUAACCUGGAAAAACUCAGGAAUGUCAUGUGCACAUUUGUGUGGGAACACCUGGAUGUAGGAUAUGUACAGGGGAUGUGUGACCUGGUGGCGCCCCUCCUUGUGGUCUUUGAUGAUGAGGCAAUGACAUACAGCUGUUUCUGUGAACUGAUGAAGAGGAUGUCCUCUAACUUCCCCCAUGGAGGGGCCAUGGACACUCACUUUGCUAAUAUGCGCUCCCUCAUACAGAUUCUUGACUCGGAGUUAUUUGAACACAUGCAUCACCAUGGUGACUACACACACUUCUACUUCUGUUAUCGAUGGUUUUUACUGGAUUUCAAAAGGGAGCUACUGUAUGAUGAUGUGUUUGCUGUGUGGGAGACCAUCUGGGUUGCUAAAUAUAUCAGCUCCCCUCACUUCGUGUUGUUCAUAGCUCUGGCCCUGGUUGAGUUCUACCGAGAUAUCAUACUGGAUAAUAACAUGGACUUCACCGACAUAAUUAAGUUCUUUAAUGAAAUGGCAGAGAGACACAAAGCCAAGCAAGUGCUGAAGAUAGCCAGAGAUCUAGUUCACAAACUACAGACCCUGAUAGACAACAAGUGA
Messenger RNA from Ylistrum balloti, 3339 nucleotides. RefSeq names its product small G protein signaling modulator 1-like. The coding region runs from base 1 to 3339 and encodes 1112 amino acids. Gene Ontology annotation, molecular function: GTPase activator activity. The transcript is spliced from 24 exons. Lineage: Eukaryota; Metazoa; Mollusca; Bivalvia; Pectinida; Pectinidae. The record is from RefSeq and is a predicted model, not a curated record. Gene Ontology annotation, biological process: activation of GTPase activity.